This is a messenger RNA of Ricinus communis (castor bean), 2939 nucleotides long. Its product is annotated as retrovirus-related Pol polyprotein from transposon TNT 1-94. The transcript has 2 exons. The record is from RefSeq and is a predicted model, not a curated record. NCBI's taxonomy places the organism in Eukaryota, Viridiplantae, Streptophyta, Magnoliopsida, Malpighiales, Euphorbiaceae.
CUCCAGCAGCUCCUACCUUCAACGGAUCACUUUAUCAUUUGUGGUCGAUGAAGAUGAAAACUUACCUCAAAUCUCAAGGUCUAUGGAAAGUGGUUGAGACAGAUGAAGAUCCUCCCGCUCUCAGGCCAAAUCCAACAGUAGCUCAGCUCAGAGACCAUGAAGAACAGCUCCUCAGGAAAGAUAAAGCCUUGACUUGCAUCCACUCAAGCUUGGCAGAUCAUGUUUUCACCAGCAUCAUGGACCUGGAAACACCCAAAGCUGUUUGGGAUUACCUCAAAGAGAGAUUUGAAGGCACAGACCGAGUGAAAGCUGUGAAGCUCUUGACGCUCAAGAGAGAAUUUGAGCUGCUCAAGAUGAAGGAUGACGAGCUAGUGAAAGAUUAUUCAUCAAGAAUGAUGGAUCUUGUAAACCAAAUUAGGCUAUAUGGUAAAGCUCUACCUGAUCAGAGAGUGGUGGAGAAGAUUAUGGUCAGCGUACCAAGAAAAUUUGAAGCUAUAAUUUCAGCUAUUAAAGAGUCAUGUGAUUUGCAGAGGCUAACAGUAGUUGAGCUCAUUAGCAAAUUAGUAGCUCAAGAACAAAGAAGCUCAAUGAGAGAUGAAGAGACAGCUGAAAGUGCUUUCUUUGUUUCUCAUAAAGGAAAAAAGCCAAACACCAGAAAUAGAAGAGGUACUAGCUACAAAAAUCGAGCUCCAGAAAAUUCGAGCUCAAAACAGGGCAAGCUUCCUCCUUGCUCCAUUGGCAAGAAAACAAACCAUGCUGAAAAAGAUUGUUGGUACAAAGAUGGUGAAAAACCAAAGUACAAAUGCAACUUUUGCAACAAGAUUGGCCACACCGAGAAGUUUUGCAGAGCUAAGAAAGCUCAACAAGCUCAGACGCAAGCUCAAGAGCAGGUCCUUGCAGCUAAGGAGGAGAAAUCACAUCCAAGAGAGCAUUUAUUCAUGGCUUCUCAAGCUAACAAAACAACUCAGAAUUACACUUGGCUCAUAGACAGUGGAUGUACUAGCCACAUGACACCAGAUGCUACAAGUUUUACUAGCCUUGACAAGUCAAUAACAACCAGAGUGAAGCUGGGAGAUGGCUCAACGGUUCAAGCUAGAGGAAGAGGCUCAAUUUCUGUCAACACUAAGAAAGGCUACAGAAUUUUUGAGCUCAACAAUAAAAGAAUUGAGCUCAGCAGAGAUGUGAGCUUUGAUGAGAGCUCUUUUUGGAAUUGGAAUUCACAUGAAGUCGAGAAGCAUGAGCUCCUUUCCUUAUUAGCUCCUACUUUUGAAGUGGAAGAAGAAGAGAACGUCAAUGACGAGCUAUUUGAUGUGCACAACACCAGUGACACUCAAGUGCUCAAAACAAGACCGUUAGCUGAGGUGUAUAAAAGAUGCAAUUUUAUCUUCGCUGAGCCAGCUAACUUUGAUGAAGCUUCCAAGCAUCCAGAAUGGAUUGAAGCUAUGAAAGCUGAAAUUCAAAUGAUAGAAAAGAACAAUACUUGGCUGCUCACUGAGCUACCACAAAACAAGCAAGCUAUAGGAGUCAAAUGGGUGUUCAGAACCAAGUACAAUCCUGAUGGCUCAAUCAACAAGCUCAAGGCCAGAUUAGUUGUGAAGGGCUAUGCUCAAGUUGCGGGUAGUGACUAUGAAGAUACCUUUGCUCCAGUAGCUAGACAUGACACUAUCAAGUUGCUGUUAUCUUUUGCAGCUCAAAUGGGCUGGAAAGUUUUCCAUCUCGAUGUGAAAUCAACAUUCUUGAAUGGUGAGCUCAAGGAGGAGCUCUACAUAGAGCAACCAGAAGGUUUCCAAGUGAGAGAAAGAGAAGAUGAGGUUUACAAGCUAAGAAAGGCUUUGUACGGGCUGAAGCAAGCUCCAAGAGCUUGGUACCAGAAAAUUGAUGCUCACUUGAUGCAACAAGGGUUCAAGAGAAAUGAUAAUGAAGCUACUCUUUAUUUGAAGCAAGAAGAUGGAGAGCUCAAGAUAGUGGUUUCAUUAUAUGUUGAUGACCUCCUUGUUCUGGUAGCCAAGAAGAAGGCAUUUGAACUCAAGAAGCAAAUGGAAAGUGUUUUUGAGAUGUUCGAUUUGGGCUUAAUGAACUAUUUUCUUGGGAUGGAAAUUCAUUAAUGCUCCUCAGGAAUUUUCAUAUCUCAAAGAAAAUAUGCUCUUGAUGUUUUGAAGAAGUUUAAGCUAGAAGCUUGUAAAGAAGUUGCAACUCAAAUAGCUCAGAAUGAAAAGCUUUCGAAGAAUGAUGGAGAAAAGCUAGAAAACCCAACUGUGUACAGAAGCAUUGUUGGCAGCUUGUUGUAUCUUUCAACUACAAGAUCUGACCUAAUGUAUCCAGCUAGCCUUCUUUCAAGAUUCCUGAGCUAUCCUACGAGUGUGCAUCUAGGAGUAGCUAAAAAAGUUCUCAAGUUCUUAAAGGGUACCGUGAAGGAUGGUAUUUGGUAUCACAGGCUUAACCAAAUUGAGCUACAAGGUUAUGCUAAUAGUGAUUGGGCUGGAAGUGUGGAUGACAUGAAGAGCACCUCAGGCUAUGUGUUCUCGCUAGGCUCAGGUGCAAUUUGCUGGAACUCAAAGAAACAAGAAGUUGUAGCUCAAUCAACGGUCGAGUAUGUGUCGAUUGCAGCUGCAUCAAAUCAAGCUAUAUGGCUUAGGAAGCUCUUGUCAUAUUUGUGUGUUGAGCUAGACAAACCAACUACAAUCUAUUGUGACAACAAGUCAGCAAUUGCUAUAGCUGAAAAUCCAGUUCAACAUGGACGAACCAAGCACAUCAAUGUGAAGUUUCACUCCAUUAGAGAAGCUGAGAAGAAUUUGGAGAUCAAGCUCCAGCAUUGCUCUUCAGAAGAGCAGCUUACUGAUCUCUUUACCAAACCAUUAUCAAGACCAAGAAUUGAUUUUUUGAAGAAUCAGCUAGGAGCUUCCAAGACCAACCUCAAGGAGGAGUGUUGGAACAUGUGA